Molecule: messenger RNA, 648 nt
Organism: Fomitopsis serialis
Lineage: Eukaryota; Fungi; Basidiomycota; Agaricomycetes; Polyporales; Fomitopsidaceae
Product: glutathione S-transferase
Exons: 4
Coding region: 1-648 (215 amino acids)
Cellular component (GO): cytoplasm
Molecular function (GO): glutathione binding; glutathione transferase activity
Source: RefSeq, a predicted model, not a curated record
AUGAUCAAGCUGUACGGCUACCCGCCGUCGCACGCGACGCGCCGCGCCGCGCUCAUCUUCAAGGAGCUCGGCCUCCCGUACGAGCUCGUCAAGGUCGACAUGACCACGGAGGCGCACAAGGCCGCGCCGUACCUCGCCCAGCAGCCGUUCGGGCAGGUGCCGUACAUCGACGACGACGGCCUCGUCCUCUUCGAGAGCCGCGCGAUCGCGCGCUACCUCGUCGCCAAGUACGCGCGCCCCGAGCACAAGGCGCUCAUGCCCACCCCCGCGGGCGACCUGGAGCGGUUCGCGCGGUUUGAACAGGCCGUGAGCGUGGAGAUGAGCAACUUCGACGUGUACAUGGGCGCGCUCUCGUGGGAGGUGAUUUUCAAGAGGUAUACGGGGGUCAUGACGGACGAAGCGAUCGUCACGGACCUGCUGCAGACGCUAAACAGCAAGCUGGACGCGUACGAGGUCCUCCUGGCCAAGAACCGAUACCUCGCCGGGGACGAAGUGACACUGGCGGACCUUUUCCACCUACCUUUCGGUAACACCCUGGGGAGCAUGGGGUACGAUCUGCUCACCACUUCGUCGAGGCCAAACGUGUCCCGGUGGUGGAAGGACAUCAGCUCGCGCCCGGCAUGGCAAGCCGUGAAGGAGAAUGCUUGA